Molecule: messenger RNA, 780 nt
Organism: Anisakis simplex (herring worm)
Lineage: Eukaryota; Metazoa; Nematoda; Chromadorea; Rhabditida; Anisakidae
Source: the annotation of a GenBank genome assembly
UUGUCACUCGUAUCAACCAAAAUACGUAAUUUUGAUUCGCUCGAUAAUUUCAGAUUCUCAGUCGUUGCAUACGAUCACGGUCAUCCACCGAAACUCACUUUCGUGAAUGUUUCGGUGAUUGUUGAGGAUGUUAACGACAACGCACCCAGAUGUGCUGAACAAAUCCAAAAAGUAUCAUUCCUUUUGUUGCCAUUCUGCCAUAUGAAACACUGUUUUGUGCAAAUUCCGGAAGAUUAUCCAAAUGGUGCCCUUGUUACGUGUAUUGCUGCAUUUGAUGCAGAUAUCGGUGAGAACGCUCGUAUUACGUACGGUUUCGAUACGAUAUUCGACAAAUCCUCAUCGCAGUUGCCAUUUCGAAUUCAGCCUGACACUGGCUGUAUUUUUAUCGAUUCCACAGUUCCUCUCGAUUUCGAAACAAGACCACUGUACAAUAUUACUGUUGAGGCAAUGGACAACGGUCAACCAACGUUCAGCACUGUGUGCAGAUUGGUGGUCGAGUUGAUUGAUGUUAACGAGAAUGCGCAUCCACCAAUAUUCUCGGAUAUCGCGCAUGAAGCGAGUGUUUAUGAGAACCAGCCCAUCGGCACAGAGGUACUCGCGCUUCAAGCCACUGAUCCGGAUGAUUCUGUAUCACCAAUAAAAUAUUCGAUCGUUGAUGGUGAUGGCAUUGGGUAUUUCACUAUCGAUCCCACUGGUUUGUUCUAUUCUUGCUUACAUAAUCCUCUGUUGUUCUUUCGAAUUCGCGAGUAUUGUCUCAUUGACCGAAUACAAUCAUGGUAA